AUCUCCCAAGUGGCGAGUAAAUUAACAGAAACAAAAUCAUCACCGAGUUCAUUCAAUCGUGAACCACCUUCGACCAACCUGCGUGCGGCUCGAUCGGAGCUAGGGUUUUUUCACUCGAGCUUCUCCGGCGGCUGAGAGGCGUCUUGAAUCGGACAAUUGAAGUCGCAUUCCAAAUUGGAGUUGUUUGCGUACCUUGAGAGCACCGGUGGUUAUUGCUCAACUAUGUAUAGUGGUUCCAGUGACGGCGAAGGCCAUGAGGCCCCGCAACGGAAGGUACCUCCAGCUUCGUCUAUGCUGUGGGUGAGGAACCUCAGGAGAUACAUCGGAACCGGUACCGGGCUGGGAUCUGAAGCUUUGAUGGAGCUUGAGACAAAAAAAAUUCUACUUGAUAUUUUCAAAGAGAAGCAACGGAAAACUGCUGAAGCUGGUACAAUCCCAAGUUUUUACAAGAAGAAACCUGAGGAGGGAUCCAUCAGCCACAGGGUUCAGAGACUUGCCAAGUAUCGUUUCCUAAAGAAACAAUCAGAUCUUCUGUUAAAUGCUGAUGAUCUAGAUGCAAUGUGGGUUUGCCUGAGGGAAAACUGUGUAAUUGAUGAUGCAACUGGUGCAGAAAAGAUGAACUACGAAGAUUUUUGCCACAUUGCUUCAGUAUGUGCUGAGCAAAUAGGACCUAAAUGUCGGCGAUUUUUCAGUCCCUCUAAUUUCAUGAAGUUUGAGAAAGAUGAGUCCGGAAGAAUUGCAAUCCUUCCCUUCUAUCUUUAUGUGAUGAGAACGGUUUCUCUUACUCAAGCGAGAAUUGAUAUGAGUGAACUUGAUGAGGAUUCUGAUGGUUUCCUUCAACCUCACGAAAUGGAGGGCUAUAUAAGAGGUCUUAUUCCAAAUUUGGCUCAACUACGAGAUAUUCCUGCAUCUUUUGUGCAAACAUAUUGUCGUAUAGCUGCUCGCAAAUUCUUCUUCUUUUGUGAUCCUGCAAGAAGAGGAAAAGCUUGCAUAAAGAAAGUGCUGCUCAGCAAUUGUCUGCAGGAAUUAAUGGAACUGCACCAGGAAACUGAGGAAGAAGUUACUGAUACUGAACAAGCGGAGAACUGGUUCUCCCUAACAUCUGCUCAACGCAUUUGUGACAUGUUUCUGGCUCUUGAUAAAGAUAUGAAUGGAACAUUAAGCAAGCAGGAGCUACGAGAAUAUGCUGAUGGGACUUUGACUGAAAUUUUCAUUGAAAGAGUAUUUGAUGAGCAUGUUCGUCGGAACAAGGGUGGAGGGAACACAAGGGAGAUGGACUUCGAUAGUUUUCUGGACUUUGUUCUUGCCCUCGAAAAUAAAGACACUCCGGAAGGGUUGACAUAUUUGUUUCGGUGUCUUGAUCUUCAAGGGAGGGGUUACCUUACAACAGUAGAUAUUCAUACUCUUUUCAGAGACGUGCAUCAGAAAUGGAUAGAGGGUGGGAACUAUGAGUUGUGCAUAGAAGAUGUAAGAGAUGAGAUAUGGGACAUGGUUAAGCCAGGCGACCCUCUAAAAAUUACUUCGAACGAUCUACUGAACUGCAAGCAAGGUGGCACGGUUGCAAGCAUGCUAAUUGACGUGCGCGGUUUCUGGGCUCAUGAUAACAGAGAAAACCUUCUCCAGGAAGAAGAAGAACCAGAAGAAGAAUGAAACGACUAAAAAGCCCUUCCUCUCUGCUAACCUGGAAAUAGCCUCUUAAGGUUUGGAAUUUGCAACAUAAAUCAUCAAGUCGAGAUCCCGUUCGAACUUCUUUGUAAAGUAGAUAACUGCUUUAAUGUACUACUUAUCAUGUUUGAGGUACGUACAUAUUGCUAAAUUUUAACAUGCUGUUCUGAUUCUGAAUGUUUUUAUAGUUCUACCUAGAGAUGUGAACUCAGCCAAAAUAUUUGGUGUAAAUCAAUGUAUACGGCACACAACAGAGCCACCAUGGAGAAACACCGAGGAUUAUUAUUGUAAAAGGCCUUUGGAAGCAAGAUGGUGAUUUUACCUCUAU
Cucurbita moschata (crookneck pumpkin) is the source of this 1993-nucleotide messenger RNA. RefSeq names its product probable serine/threonine-protein phosphatase 2A regulatory subunit B'' subunit TON2. Gene Ontology annotation, cellular component: spindle; centrosome. Gene Ontology annotation, molecular function: calcium ion binding. The transcript has 12 exons. The record is from RefSeq and is a predicted model, not a curated record. Lineage: Eukaryota; Viridiplantae; Streptophyta; Magnoliopsida; Cucurbitales; Cucurbitaceae. The coding region runs from base 223 to 1650 and encodes 475 amino acids. Gene Ontology annotation, biological process: microtubule cytoskeleton organization; cortical cytoskeleton organization; regulation of dephosphorylation.